AGAAGCAUGGACAAUAAGAGAAUAGCGUAUAUCCGUUAGGGUUACUUAAACGUCAUAACAGAGAGGAGGUCAGUUAGUAUAGAAAGUUUGAACGGUAUAGAAGUCGUGUAAUGUAAAAAAAAAGAUUUCAAAAUGAACAAACAAAUUCAAAAUUAAAAUGAAUUUUCAUUGAAAGGUAAAAUCAAAAGAUAUACCUUAUUGUUAAUCGACUUGAUUGUGUUUCAUCGUUAUUUUUUUAAUUAGUUAGUUAGGUAGAUUAAUUAAAGUAAACUAAAGAACUAAAAUAAUACGUUCGAAUCGUUAACCGAGUAUCCGUAAAUGGGAGUAUAAGUAGGUUUAAUUGAAAACCUAGGAAGAGCAGGACGAGGACGUUGCAAUAGUUGAACGAAUUCGGUGUACGAUAGUGGUGGUGGUGCUCUGGUGCACUCGUGUAUUUGCGCUGAACGCAAGGACGGUAAAGAGGAUAAAGAGGAUAAAGAGGAUUACUGGUACGAUCGAAUAAAGAGGAGAAAAGCAACCGCAUCUAGCUAUGGGAAAGGGUAUGCUGUCAGUAUGCGGGGAAAAGCAGCAGGUGGUUUUGUUAUUCCUGAUCGAAAUCAUUUUGAUCGUCCUGAUCGGAACUUUGACGACUUACGGACCUGAAGCUAACGCUAAUCUUCUGAAAAAUCUUAAGGUAGACGACAAUGGGAACAACGAACACGACAGGAAACCGCAGACCGAUCCAUUACGUAUUUAUCCGAUGUAUCAAGAUGUUCACGUGAUGAUCUGGAUCGGAUUUGGAUACCUGAUGACAUUCCUCAAGAGAUAUGGUCAAAGUGCUAUCGGAUUGACCUUUUUGAUCAGUGCUGUCCUCGUACAAGUCGCUUUGAUCUGCGAAGGGGUCUUGCAUUUCGACAAAAACAACAAGGCUCAUUUAUCUUUGGCCAGUCUACUCAGUGCCGACGUUGCUGUCGCAGCUCCAUUGAUAUCCAUGGGAGCUCUUCUUGGUAAGACGACCUAUAUGCAGCUCGUAUUUAUGGGUAUCGUCGAACUGAUCGUGUACACCAUCAACAAGUACAUAGGCGAGCAUCAUCUUAUGGCCGUCGAUGCCGGUGACAGCAUGUACGUUCAUGCCUUUGGUGCAUAUUUCGGAUUGGCCGUCAGUUUCGUCUUCGGUAGGAAGGAUAAACCAAAGGAACAUCAUCUCGAGGGACCCUCAUAUCAGUCGGAUAUAUUUGCAAUGAUCGGUACGGUUUUCCUCUGGCUGUUUUGGCCAUCGUUCAACAGUGCAUCCCUCGAUGGGGAUAGCCAACAGAGGGCUAUAAUAAACACUCUCCUCUCGAUCUCGGGAAGUUGCGUGAUCGCCUUCGCCACGUCCGCUCUAAUUUCAAAGGAUAACAAAUUCAACAUGGUCCACGUACAAAACUCUACUCUUGCUGGUGGUGUUGCCAUCGGCACUGCCGCAGGUAUGAUGUGUAAACCAAUAGGAGCACUGAUCAUUGGUUCUUUGGCCGGUUUACUCAGUGUCCUCGGAUACAAAUAUCUAACGCCAUUUAUACAGAAACGGCUAGGUAUCCACGAUACUUGCGGGGUUCACAAUUUGCACGGAAUGCCAGGAGUGCUCGCUGGAAUUUUCGGUGCGAUCAUGGCAGCACUUGCUACACAAAAUUCUUACGAUUAUUCUCUUUACGAGAUUUUCCCAGCGAGGGCGCCUAGUUUAGAAAAAUUAAGCCCCGAGAUGAGAAACGAUUAUGGUAUUUUACCUGGUAACGAUAGAACGGCGUUACAACAAGCAGGCUACCAAAUACUUGCGUUGACUGUUACCUUACUAAUGGCUACCAUUUCCGGCGUAAUAACAGGAUUAAUUCUGCGUACAUCUGUUUGCGGAUCUGUCGCGGAGGAAGACAAAUUCGACGACGCUGUUCAUUGGGAAUUAGAAGAAGAGGAAGGCUUGCAUGAAAUUUCCAAAAUUAAAGAAAGAAAUAAUCAAGCCAACGAUCAAUUACCAAUGGGUACUAUUUGAAAAAACAAAGUUUCUCUUAUUUCUUAUCAAAUCUUAUUCAAAAAUUCACUUUUAUUAUUGUUGUUAGAUUAAAUGAUACUAUUGUGAAAAUAUUCUCUUUUUAAUUACAACCAUACAUAUUUGAUAAUAAUUUUAAUAAUUGUUCGUAAUAAAACAUAAAACUUCUCUAUGAAAAUGUAAAAUAAUUUAUGAAUAAGUUCGACCAUUGAAACAAAUAUAAUUAUUGUGACAAAAGUUUUGAAGAAAGAUAGUGAAAUAAGAACAAAUCUUUUUAGAUGCUUUUAAAUAAAUCUCAUUAAAAUAUCAA
Polistes canadensis is the source of this 2309-nucleotide messenger RNA. It is a transcript of the gene Rh50, whose product is annotated as ammonium transporter Rh type B. Lineage: Eukaryota; Metazoa; Arthropoda; Insecta; Hymenoptera; Vespidae. The record is from RefSeq and is a predicted model, not a curated record. The coding region runs from base 530 to 2002 and encodes 490 amino acids. Gene Ontology annotation, molecular function: ammonium channel activity. Gene Ontology annotation, cellular component: plasma membrane. Gene Ontology annotation, biological process: ammonium homeostasis; ammonium transmembrane transport. The transcript is spliced from 12 exons.